CACUGAAUUCUCAAUUUUUGAUUUUUUUUUUUUUCUCUAAUUUUACUCUGUUUUUUCUUUCUCAAUUUUAGGUGUUUAACGUGAUGAAAUUUGAUUCUAAUCAUCGAAAACUUCAGUAAAUUUGAAAACUUUUAAGGUUUUUUUAAAAACAAUUCUGUGGCUUUUCUUGUUGAACAAUCCUGUUUCUGUAGUAGUUAGGGCUGAGAUAAAAUCAUAAGAAUCUGAUCAAAGCUGAGAUUUUUUUUAAUAUUUGGUGAAACCCUGAGACGAUUCUGGUCUUAGAUUCAUAGAAAAUUUCCAAAAAGUUUUGAUUUUUAGUGUGUAUGAGUGUUGAUUGAUUCCGGUUCUAGAAGCCGUCAUCUAUUGUUUCUUCAUCGGUUACUUUGAAUCUUUGGACUUCUAAUGGAGGAAACAACAGAACGCCCAUCUGUUUCAUUUUCGUAUUCACAAUGGAUGUCAAAUGUAAACAAAUCAACACAAGAAGCUUACGAAUCAAAGCCCAUUUCACAUUGGAUUCUCUUGAUCCUCAGUGGUGCAGCAAUGCUUAUAGCUUUCCCGGCUUCUAGUUUACUGUCACGUCUUUACUUUUCCAACGGUGGUAAAAGCAAAUGGAUCAUCUCUUGGGUUGCUGUUGCUGGAUGGCCAAUCACUUGUCUCAUCUUACUUCCUACAUAUAUCUUUCAAAAGAUCAAACCGACACCUCUCAGUGCAAAGCUUGUUCUCUCCUAUGUUGUGCUUGGUUUCUUGAGUGCUGCAGAUAACCUUAUGUAUGCUUAUGCCUACGCGUAUCUCCCUGCAUCGACCUCUUCUCUUCUUGCAUCUUCGUCGCUUGCCUUCUCCGCUUUGUUUGGCUAUCUCAUUGUUAAAAACCCGCUGAAUGCUUCUGUUGUUAACUCCAUCGUGAUAAUAACCGGUGCUAUGGCUAUAAUAGCGUUGGAUUCAAGCUCUGAUCGGUACAGUUAUAUAACCAACAGCCAGUACUUUGCAGGUUUCUUUUGGGAUAUAAUGGGGUCUGCGCUUCACGGGCUCAUUUUCGCAUUAUCUGAGCUUCUCUUUGUGAAACUUCUUGGAAGAAGGUCUUUUCACGUUGCUUUGGAACAGCAAGUCAUGGUUUCGCUUAUAGCUUUCGCCUUUACCACUCUUGGAAUGGUUGUGAGCAAUGAUUUCCAAGGGAUGAGUCAAGAAGCUGAGAGUUUCAAAGGCGGCGAGUCUUUGUACACUCAGGUUCUUGUCUGGAGUGCAGUCACGUUUCAACUGGGUGUUCUUGGGGCGACAGCGGUCUUGUUUCUUGCAUCCACAGUCAUGGCAGGAGUCCUUAACGCUGUGAGAGUUCCCAUCACGAGCAUUGCUGCUGUCAUAUUGAUGCAUGAUCCAAUGAGUGGUUUCAAAAUCCUGUCAUUGAUCCUGACGUGCUGGGGAUUCAGCUCUUACAUCUACGGGAGCUCGAGCUCGAAUUCAAGUACUCAAGCUUCCUCUUCAUCCUAAUACGCAACCUUUUCCCCUGUCUCCAUUUCUUGUAGUAAAUUAUUCCUUGAAUGUGAUCAAAUACAAUUAGUGUUAUAUAAGAUGAUUAUGUUCGGAGUCAA
This is a messenger RNA of Camelina sativa (false flax), 1586 nucleotides long. NCBI's taxonomy places the organism in Eukaryota, Viridiplantae, Streptophyta, Magnoliopsida, Brassicales, Brassicaceae. The record is from RefSeq and is a predicted model, not a curated record.